AUGUUCGCUGUGAUAAUACUAGGAUGGGUAUCAUUUUUCCUAAUUUACGGAGCCUUCAAAGGAUCAAAAAUGUGUCUAAUUCCAUUUGUAAUUCUUCAGCUAGUAUUCUUAGUGUACGAUCUCAUACUCAUUAUACUGUUCAUUAUCGCAAUAUUUAUUCCGCACAUUUUUAUUUCAACAAUCAUCAGAAUGCCACUUGAUGAAUUGUAUAUAGCUACGGAUUAUUCACUGAUGACUUGCUGCUUCAUGAUGGUUCUCCUUGUGGGCCCCCUAUUAUGGUCAACUCAUGUGGUUUACAUUGACUUUUUAUUUAUAUCGCAACUUGACGAAACCUUAAAUCUAAUGAAAGAAGUGCAUCAAAAAGUUUCGCAAGAUGAAAUAUCCCCAAAUCGUAUGAUAUUUUGA
Messenger RNA from Caenorhabditis bovis, 405 nucleotides. The record is from the annotation of a GenBank genome assembly. Lineage: Eukaryota; Metazoa; Nematoda; Chromadorea; Rhabditida; Rhabditidae.